Molecule: messenger RNA, 528 nt
Organism: Carica papaya (papaya)
Lineage: Eukaryota; Viridiplantae; Streptophyta; Magnoliopsida; Brassicales; Caricaceae
Source: RefSeq, a predicted model, not a curated record
AAUGGUUCUUUCGCCGAAAGCCAGCUGAUUUACUUCGGUCGACAGGUUAUUGAAGGUUUGAAAUACUUGCAUGGCGUAAAGAUCGUACAUAGAAACAUCAAGCCAGCCAACCUGCUCGUGAAUUCAAAUAUGGUGCUCAAGAUUUCAGAUUUCGGCUUCAGCAAGAUCAUCCGCCCCACCGUUUUCUCCUCCAGCUCUUCGGACGGCACCGUUUACAUGAAUCCCCAGCGAUUUAAUCCUCAAACCUGCGGUGAAGAAGACAAUCUUUACGCAGAAGAUAUCUGGAGUUUUGGGGUGACUUUACUGGAGCUUUACGUGGGUGGGUUUCCGUUCUUGGAACCGGGUCAGAAACCCGACUGGUCGACGGUGAUGUACGCCGUUUGUUACGGCGUCCCCAGCCUUUAUGAUUGCUCCUCCCUGUUUCGCAACUUCAUCGGGUGUUGUUUGCAUAAAGAUUUAGGGAAAAGAUGGACGGCGUCGCAGCUGCUGGUUCACCCGUGUUUGUUUCCUCCGUUGUUUUCUCGUUAA